ACCAGCCUGAACUGAGAAGGAGAGGGGUAGGGACGCGUGGAAUGGUUAGGAGAGUUCUGCGGGAUAUGGUGUGCCAUUGAGCCUGACAGUACACGGGCCCGGGAGGAGCGGAGCGAGUGAGCGAAGCGUUAAUGGGACAAGGAGGCCGGCGCUCCGGAGUGGGAGCGGUGCUGAACUCGAAUUAUGCAGCGCUGGGCAAACAGCUGAACGAACACCGAGAACGUCGGAGACUGACCGGCCAAGCCGUUUUACCGCCCGCGGGGGCGAGUCCCUGAGGAUCUGCCGAGGAUUGCGGCGCCUGGCACUGCUUGGGAUUGGAUUUCUGUUUGCCUUGAAGGCAAGCUGAGACUACACUGCGCCCAUGCGGGCUCUGGCGGUGUGCUUCGCCCUGGCGGGGUGGCUGCUGAUUAGUGGCAGCGCCGCCGGGCACAGUGACUCUUCUCCGGCUCCAUGUCCAGCAGUUUGUCGCUGCGACGGAGACGGGGGAGCGGACUGCUCGGGCCGGGGGCUACGGACGGUGCCAUCAGGACUUAGUGCUUUCACCUACUACCUGGACAUCAGUAUGAACAACAUCACAGAGCUACCAGCGCAGGCUUUCAAAAACCUACCCUACUUGGAGGAGCUGCGUUUGGCUGGAAAUGAUCUCUCCUUUAUCCACCCAGAUGCCUUGUCUGGACUACAUCAGCUCAAAGUCCUCAUGUUGCAGAAUAAUCAGCUAAAGACUGUCCCAAGUGAAGCUCUCAAAGGCCGGAUCUCUCUGCAAUCUCUGAGACUAGAUGCAAACCACAUCACUAGUGUUCCAGAAGAGAGCUUUGAGGGUCUUGUUCAGCUACGCCACCUCUGGCUCGAUGACAAUAGCUUGACGGAGGUCCCUGUCAAGCCCUUGAGUAACCUGCCAUCUCUUCAAGCACUGACCCUUGCACUAAACAGGAUAGCAUACAUCCCUGAUCUGGCCUUCAGCAAUCUGUCCAGCCUGGUGGUUUUGCAUCUUCACAACAAUAAGAUUAAGCAGAUUGGUGUGCACAGCUUUGAUGGAUUACAUAACCUGGAAACGCUGGAUCUUAACUACAAUGCCCUGACAGAUUUUCCUGAAGCCAUACGAUCUUUACCGAAUCUAAAGGAACUGGGGUUCCACAGUAAUAGCAUAUCUAUGAUUCCUGAUGGCGCAUUUGUGCAAAACCCCUUUCUGAGGACCAUACACCUGUAUGAUAACCCCCUUUCUUUUGUGGGCACAUCUGCCUUCCAGAAUUUAUCCGACCUGCACUCACUGAUCCUUCGAGGGGCUGGUAUGGUACAGUGGUUUCCUGACCUUAGUGGGACUGUCAACCUGGAAAGCCUGACACUGACAGGCACUAAGAUAAGACACCUGCCUGUUAUGCUGUGUGACGAUCAUAAGCAGCUCCGGACUUUGGACCUGUCAUACAAUGAGAUCGAAGAGCUGCCGAGUCUUCAGGGUUGUAUGAGCCUGGAGGAAAUAGCCUUGCAGCACAAUCAAAUCCAAGAAAUUGAAGCUGAAACGUUUCGGGGUUUGGCAUCCCUACGUCUUCUAGAUCUCAGCAGGAAUAGGAUCCGCUCUAUUCACAAGGAUGCGUUCUUGUCUUUGAGAACUUUGCUGAACUUAGAAAUGAGCUUUAAUGAGCUGGAGACUGUGCCAACAGCAGGCCUAAACAACCUCAACCAACUCAAACUAGCUGGAAAUCUGCAAUUCAAAGAGUUGUUGGAUGCAAAUCACCUUCUUAAACUCAGGAUUUUAUCAGUGCCUUAUGCCUACCAGUGCUGUGCAUUUGGUGGAUGUGACACAUUCUCCUCCCCAAAUCCAGAAGACAUGGGCAAUGAGUCUGGUCCAUCUGAUGAUGAUGAUGUGUCUGACCUUAAAAAAGUAGGGAGCAUGCAGUUGUCAGUUCAUUGUUCCCCAGCUCCAGGGGCUUUUAAACCAUGUGAACACCUGCUUGGCAGCUGGAUGAUCCGCUUGACUGUCUGGUUCAUUUGCCUGGUGGCAAUUAUGUUCAACACUGUCGUCCUUAUCACAACAUUUGCCUCCUGUUGUCCUGUGUCUUCGUCCAAACUUUUUGUUGGAUUAAUAGCUGCCUCCAACCUGCUCAUGGGGGUUUAUACAAGCACUCUUACUGCACUGGAUGCUGCUUCCUGGGGCCACUUUGCAGACUUUGGCAUCUGGUGGGAGACGGGCAAUGGUUGCCGAGCCACAGGUUUCCUGGCCAUUUUUUCUUCUGAGGCCUCCAUCCUCUUCCUUACUCUGGCAGCUAUUGAGCGUAGUGUAUCGAUGAAGGACUUCCUGAAGAAGGGAAAGAGUCGCCGUCGAGGGCAGUUCAUGGCGGCUGCAACGUUAGUCGGUAUCUUUGCCAUGGUUGCUGCUUGCCUGCCUCUCUUCCAUGUGGGCGAGUUUUCCUCCUCCCCACUCUGCCUACCCUUUCCCACAGGUGAGGCUUCCUCACUUAGCUUCACAGUUACUCUGGUCCUCCUCAAUUCUGUGGCGUACCUCCUAAUGGCAAUUGUCUACACUAGACUGUAUUGCAGCCUUGAGAAGUCUGACCUGUCAGAGACUCUGCAUUCCAGCAUGAUCAAGCAUGUGGCCUGGCUAAUUUUCACCAACUGCAUCUUCUUCUGCCCUGUGGCUUUUUUCUCCUUUGCCCCUUUGAUCACGGCAAUUUCCAUAAGCCCGGAAAUCAUGAAAUCGGUCACACUCAUCUUCUUUCCCAUGCCAGCUUGUCUCAAUCCAGUGCUUUAUAUCUUCUUCAACCCCCAGUUCAAGGAGGACUGGCGUAAACUCAAGCUCCGCACUGGGGGAAGGGAUGCAAAAUCAGUGGCGGUGGCUGUACCUGGCAGCCAGGGUGGCAGCACAGCACAGGAUUUCUACUAUGACUGUGGCGUAUAUGCUAAUCUACAGGGAAGCCUAGCAAUUUGUGAAUGCUGCGAGUCUUUCCUACUGACCAAACCAGUGCCCUGUAAACAUUUAAUUAAGUCCCACAGCUGUCCUGCUCUGGCAGUUGUUCCUUGUCAGCGUGCUGAUGGAUAUUGGUCAGAUAGUGCCACCCAGUCAGCCCAUUCAGAAUAUGCAGAUGAGGGGGACUCCUUCAUCUCGGACAGCUCUGAUCAGGUGCAGGCCUGUGGCCGAGCAUGCUUCUACCAGAGUCGGGACUCUCCUCUUGUCCACUACUCCUACAAUAUUCCACGCGUCAAAGACUAAAGGAGACUGAGGGCCAGCCAAAUGGCCUAAUCUUUGGUUUUGAUUGCAAUGGAUUGAUGGUGAAUCUGAAAACCAUUAACACUAUGAAACGCAUAUAGGGUACCUAUGUGCACACUUUAACAAAGCACUUUUGGAAUUGCUGCGCGACUUUACCUAAAAGGGAAUUAGGUAGUACGUCCGCUAUUAUCUUUUGAGCCAUCGACCUGUGCACAGCGUUUGUGUGUGCUGGAGGGAGAAGGAGGUAUGGGUGGGCAUUGCCUACAUGAGCUGCUGCUGUUGUGCCAUUCCAGUUCCCACGGCUAUCCUCGCUGUGGUUUAGUAAAGGGACAGGCUGCAUCUCAGCUCCUCAUCCUUUGCAGUAUCAAAAUACUGUACACUUUCAUAUUAGCAACUGGGUAUCUACCUCUGCAGCUGUGAUUUGUUGUAAUAAUUUAAAAUCUUCACUCUUUUUGUAAAUCUGUGCAAAUUUGUUUGUGUUGUGCUUCAUCCUGAGGCAUCUGUGUGUUACUUUUUCCCCUUAAUUUUUAAGUUUCCUGUAAAAUGAGAGGGGUUCAUCUUCCAUUUUACAAAGCUUAUAGAAGCAGUUGAGACAAGGAGAUACUUGGGGGAGAAGGAUAUAAAUAAAAACCACCUUGCCAGUAAUUCUUCUCUCUGCUCUCCUUGUCGAAAAAGAUGUCAGUCAAUAAUGGAGAGGCAGUGAAGACACCUGAAGGCAUCGGGAUGUGCAUGCAAUGGAGUGCUGCACUCCGAGCAGCACCCCACCAUAUGCGUUAGAUGUAGAGCUUUAUUGUCUGGCCCACACAAUAUGGAGUUGCCUUUGCUUCAGCUCUGAAUGUGAAGCCUGCUUCUGGUGUGCAUGAUUGGAACAGCAAGUGACUACACUUUUAAUCAAAACUCUGGAUUUUGUGUGGUAUGCAGAUGCACACAGAUUUCAUAAAGCAGGCUAAUAUAAACUCUCAGUGAGUAACAUGGCUUCAAAGCUAUAUGCUUUUAAAGUAAAUUCUGUGAAGUUUUGCAUUUUCUUGUAUUUUAGUCCCAGCCACUGGACAAGCCUGGGAUCAUUGGGUUGUCUUUUGCAUCACAGCCCCUACCCAUUGGACAUGUUGGGUUCAAUAUGCCAAAUCUUGGAUCACUGCUCUACUACCAGUUUAGUUGAGGGUCCUUAGGUUGACUGUCACUGAACAGCUUCUGACUGUUUUUGGGAAUCACGGGACAACUUGUACUGAUCGGCCACCCCCCAAAAGACAUGUCUGGGGUCAUUGGGUUAACUCUUGGGUGGCACAGUCUACAGACAAUAAGUGUGACAAUUGUUGGAAUGCAAUAGCCCUACAUGCCUUUUCAUGUAUUUUCUUGUAUGUAUUGAUGCGCAUAUAUGUUGCCUCAAAGGUUUUUUUUUUGUGUUUUUUUUUAUCAUUUUUUGUUUUGUUUUUUUUUUAAACAUCAAGACAAAUGUGUGCUGUACUGAGUUAUGAGAACUGAUAGCAGCAUUUAUUGUCAUCAAAGCAGAACUACCUCAAGUUGAACUAGCCAAAUUUUUAGAAGUGGGAGAUUCUUCUAGCUAGCUAGCCAGUCAGUGUAAAAUAGCGCUCAUUUCAUUAUGUCAGUGUAAACCCAUAAUUCCUUAACUGAAAUUGCAGGAGCUCCUCAAGCCUUUUUCAAAUCCACCCCUGAGUCAGUCCAGUGGGCUAAGCAUCAACUAUUUCAGGUUUGAAUUUGUCUUCAGUGAUCAAAGUCUUCUA
Molecule: messenger RNA, 4944 nt
Organism: Erpetoichthys calabaricus (reedfish)
Lineage: Eukaryota; Metazoa; Chordata; Cladistia; Polypteriformes; Polypteridae
Gene: lgr4
Product: leucine-rich repeat containing G protein-coupled receptor 4
Exons: 18
Coding region: 362-3205 (947 amino acids)
Biological process (GO): G protein-coupled receptor signaling pathway
Cellular component (GO): membrane
Molecular function (GO): protein binding; protein-hormone receptor activity; G protein-coupled receptor activity
Source: RefSeq, a predicted model, not a curated record